This is a messenger RNA of Phacochoerus africanus (Common warthog), 4452 nucleotides long. RefSeq names its product serine/threonine kinase 10 (gene STK10). NCBI's taxonomy places the organism in Eukaryota, Metazoa, Chordata, Mammalia, Artiodactyla, Suidae. Gene Ontology annotation, biological process: protein phosphorylation. Gene Ontology annotation, molecular function: ATP binding; protein serine/threonine kinase activity. Bases 265 to 3177 code for a protein of 970 amino acids. The transcript has 19 exons. The record is from RefSeq and is a predicted model, not a curated record.
GCGAGCCGGGCAGGCAUCGGGAGGCAGCCCGGGGACAGGACCGAGCGGGGGCGGGGACCACAGCCGCCUGCGCGGUUCCGGGAGCUCCCGCGGCGCUGAGCCCUGGGCGCACUUGACCUGUGUCCGGCUGCGGGGAAGGGCGGGUCUGGGGAGAACCCCCAAGCGCUGCGGCGUCUCUCCAGCCCUUCCUCUUCGCGACCGCCGGAGCCACAGCCGGAGCCCAAGCCGGCGCCACCUCGCCCCCCGGCUCGCGUGCCCCUAGCCAUGGCUUUCGCCAAUUUCCGCCGCAUCUUGCGCUUGUCUACCUUCGAAAAGAGAAAGUCCCGCGAAUAUGAGCACGUCCGCCGGGACUUGGAUCCCAACGAGGUGUGGGAGAUCGUGGGCGAGUUGGGCGACGGUGCCUUCGGCAAAGUUUACAAGGCCAAGAACAAGGAGACGGGUGCCUUGGCUGCCGCCAAAGUGAUUGAGACCAAGAGCGAGGAGGAGCUGGAGGACUACAUCGUGGAGAUUGAGAUCCUGGCCACCUGUGACCACCCCUACAUCGUGAAGCUGCUGGGAGCCUAUUACUAUGAUGGGAAGCUGUGGAUCAUGAUCGAGUUCUGUCCCGGGGGAGCUGUGGACGCCAUCAUGCUGGAGCUGGACAGAGGCCUCACCGAGCCCCAGAUUCAGGUGGUUUGUCGCCAGAUGCUGGAAGCCCUCAUGUUCCUGCACAGCAAGAAGAUCAUCCACCGCGAUCUGAAAGCUGGCAACGUGCUGAUGACUCUGGAGGGAGACAUCAGGCUGGCUGACUUUGGUGUGUCUGCCAAGAAUCUGAAAACUCUGCAGAAACGAGAUUCCUUCAUAGGAACGCCUUACUGGAUGGCCCCUGAAGUGGUGAUGUGUGAGACCAUGAAGGACACCCCGUAUGACUACAAAGCCGACAUCUGGUCCCUGGGCAUCACUCUGAUCGAGAUGGCCCAGAUCGAGCCCCCGCACCACGAGCUCAACCCCAUGCGGGUCCUGCUCAAGAUCGCCAAGUCGGACCCUCCCACGCUGCUCACACCUUCUAAAUGGUCUGUGGAGUUCCGAGACUUCUUGAAGACGGCUCUGGAUAAGAACCCAGAGACCCGGCCCAGCGCCGCACAGCUUUUGGAGCAUCCCUUUGUCAGCAGCGUCACCAGUAACAAGGCUCUGCGGGAGCUGGUGGCUGAGGCCAAGGCCGAAGUGAUGGAGGAGAUCGAAGACGGCCGGGAUGAGGCAGAAGAGGAGGACGCGGUGGAGGCCGCCUCCCCUCUGGGGAAUCACACUUGCAACUCCUCUGAGGUGAGUCAGCUGAGCCUCAAUGCCGACAAGCCUCUCAAAGAAUCCUCUCUCACUGCACUGCCACCCAGCCAGCCUCAGGACAGUGUGAAUGGGCCCAGCCAGCCCUCUGCCUCUGGGGACAAAUCCCUCCAAAUCACCAGCCCCCCAGAGGUGGUGCCUGGAAAUGAGAAUGGCCUGGCAGUGCCCGUGCCCCUCCGGAAGGCCCGCCCAGUGUCCAUGGAUGCCAGAAUUCAGGUAUCUGAGGAGAAGCCAGCCACUGACCAGGGUGGGGACCUCAGUCCAGCAGCCAGCAGGUCCCAGAAGGCAAGCCAGAGCCGUCCCAACAGCAGUGCCCUGGAGACUUUGGGUGGCGAGAAGCUGGCCAACGGCAGCCUGGAGCUUCCUGCCCAAGCAGCUCCUGGCCCUUCGAAGAGGGACUCAGACUGUGGCAGCCUCUCCACCUCCGAGAGCAUGGACUACAGCGGUGCCUCCCUCUCUGCUGAUCUGUCCCUGAACAGAGAGACGGGCUCUCUGUCCAUCAAGGACUCAAAGCUGCACAAUAAAACCCUCAAGAGGACACGCAAGUUUGUGGUGGACGGCGUGGAGGUGAGCAUCACCACCUCCAAGAUCAUCAGCGAAGAUGAGAAGAAGGACGAGGAGAUGCGAUUUCUCAGGCGUCAGGAACUCCGAGAACUUCGGCUGCUCCAAAAAGAAGAACAUCGGAACCAGACCCAGCUGAGCAACAAGCAUGAGCUACAGCUGGAGCAGAUGCAUAAACGUUUUGAACAAGAAAUCAAUGCUAAGAAGAAAUUCUUUGACACAGAGCUGGAGAACCUGGAGCGCCAGCAAAAGCAGCAAGUGGAGAAGAUGGAGCAAGACCACGCUGUGCGCCGGCGGGAGGAGGCUAAGCGGAUCCGCCUGGAGCAGGAGCGGGACUAUGCCAAGUUCCAGGAGCAGCUCAAGCUGAUGAAGAAGGAGGUGAAGAACGAGGUGGAGAAGCUGCCCAGGCAGCAGCGGAAGGAGAACAUGAAGCAGAAGAUGGAGGAGCAUGCGCAGAAAAAGCAGCUUUUGGACCGGGACUUCCUAGCCAAGCAGAAGGAGGACCUGGAGCUGGCGAUGAAGAGGAUCACGGCCGACAACAGGCGGGAGAUCUGUGACAAGGAGCGCGAGUGCCUCACGAGGAAGCAGGAGCUCCUUCGAGACCGGGAGGCGGCGCUGUGGGAGAUGGAGGAGCAUCACCUGCAGGAGAGGCACCAGCUGGUGAAGCAGCAGCUCAAAGACCAGUACUUCCUCCAGCGGCACGAGCUGGUGCGCAAACAUGAGAAGGAGCGUGAGCAGAUGCAGCGCUACAACCAGCGCAUGAUGGAGCAGCUGAAGGUGCGUCAGCAGCAGGAGAAGGCACGGCUGCCCAAGAUUCAGAGGAGCGAGGGCAAGACGCGCAUGGCCAUGUACAAGAAGAGCCUCCACAUCAACGGAGCGGGCAGCGCCGCUGAGCAGCGUGAGAAGAUCAAACAGUUCUCCCAGCAGGAGGAGAAGAGGCAGAAGUCGGAGCGGUUGCAGCAGCAGCAAAAACAUGAGAACCAGAUGCGGGACAUGGUGGCACAGUGCGAGAGCAACAUGAGUGAGCUGCAGCAGCUCCAGAAUGAAAAGUGUCACCUCUUGGUAGAGCAUGAAACUCAGAAGCUGAAGGCCCUGGAUGAAAGCCAUAACCAGAACCUGAAAGAAUGGCGGGACAAGCUUCGGCCACGCAAAAAGGCUCUGGAAGAGGAUCUAAACCAGAAGAAGCGAGAGCAGGAGAUGUUCUUCAAAAUGAACGAGGAGACAGAGUGCCCGAACCCCGCCACCCCAAAUAAGGCCACCAAGUUCUUCCCCUACGGCUCUGCGGAUGCUUCUUAACAGUUGCCCCGGGGCUGUGGCGGGCGGGCGGGCUGGCGGACCUCUGGGGCCCUCCCAUUCUCUGUGAACAAGUAACUCAGGACCCCCUUCCCUCUUGCUUCCAUGCCAGCUUGAAUCCAGCCCCAGGCCCUGUGCCACCCCAGCUGUGCCCGACAGACCCAUCCAGUGUUCCUGACUUCUUGCUCAGGGUGGAGGGUGAGGUUUGGGGAUGUGCUGCCUGAUCCUAAUGUAUAUUCUGACUCUCAGGUCCCGUCAAGCUGUCGGUGAUCUGGGCUGUUGGCGGGGCCAGGGAGCAGGAGGACUAGGUGCUUUGUGGCCUCGGGGCCCCUUCUGUUUGCCAAAACACCAGUUUUGCUGUCUGUGGGUACAAAGUGCUACUGAAGUCACCAUGGGCUCAUCCAUGUUAUAAUUCUUGGUGGUUUUUAGCCACUCCCUGCGGUGUCAGACAAGAACCACGGCUCCUAACAACCACUGUGGUUCCCAGUGGAGCCUGGUCUGUAGCCAGCUGCUCAGGGAGUGCGCUCAUACCUCCAAUCUGCUUUCCUCUUGAGACAACGUCUACAGUGGUGGGAUGGGGAGAGCCUGAACCACCCAUUCUGCUGAUCUCAGGUGUUCCAUGCCAUCUGUACCCACCCCCGCCAUGCACGCAUGCCCACACAGACACACACACACAGACACACACACACACACACACAUACACACACACAGUUUGGCCCCCAGCACUACCCAGGCUUGCCACCACCCUGGGCCUCCUGUGCCGGGUGGAUUAGAGCAUGUUUGCUGCCUGGACCCGUGCCCUGGAGCAUGUUAGGUAGAGCCGUUGGUACUGGGGUGUGCUGGUGUUGGCACCAGAGGCACAGACAGCACAGGCUGAACCGCCAGCCUGCGAUUCCUUUUGGCCCCACACAGAUCUUGUGUUCAGGGGUAAAUUCCUCACCCCACAAGACUUUUGCAACCAGUCAUUCUGUCGCACACUUGCCCAUCCUGUCUGCAGGUGACAGGGGCGGGCUGCUGCCCUCUGCCUUGUGUCCAGCCUAAUUCAGAGUCUGGCCUUACGCUUCAGACGGAGGCUGGCAGUCAACGGGACUUCUGUUCAGGGAGAAAAGGCAUCAUGGAGAAAACGUAGUGCUUCCUGCCUCCAGGAACCUGGCAGACACAAAGCUUCUGCAUCUCAGAUGGAAUCCGGGGCCUCUGAGUGACUCAGCUGGCUUCCCACGGAUUCUAAUCCCAACAGGCUGCAGAGUGUUGAUAACCCAAUAAAAGCAGAUGCUCAAA